Molecule: messenger RNA, 357 nt
Organism: Macrosiphum euphorbiae (potato aphid)
Lineage: Eukaryota; Metazoa; Arthropoda; Insecta; Hemiptera; Aphididae
Source: the annotation of a GenBank genome assembly
AUGGGUGACGACGAGCAGGCCAAUGCCAACGCGAACCCAACCGUCGACGCGGUGUCGAACGUGCGGCUUCAGGCGUUCUGGAAGCAGUCGCCGGCGCUCUGGUUCAGCUACGCAGAAUCCAUACUCGCGACUCAGCGCAUUACCUCCAACGCGAGUAAAACCAACUUUGUCGUCGCAGCCCUUGACGAAGAGGCAGUGCGAAACAUCGGCGACCUCCUGCUUACGGCCGCUUCGUACACCGACGUGCGCUCUCGCCUCAUCGACGUCUACGGUGUGUCGCAGGCGGCACGUUUCCGCGAAAUCGUCAAACCCGGGGGCUUGGGCGACCGGCGACCGCGCGUCGCAACUUCUUCGUGA